AUGGAGCCAAGCAGGAUCAUCUCUGGCCGACGCAGUGCUUUAGAAUUGGCUUCGCUCGACUCAAUACCAGAAAAUCUUUUAGACAACGCAGCAAUUUUAGGAUGUUUAUCAUUAUUAGUUGCUGCAUUAUUUAUCGUAGACGCUGCACGGAAAAGUUCCGGACUCAAAGUAUCAGGUUCACAGACAGAACCCGCGAGCGGAUACGCUAGAUUCGACGACGUCACGGACGGUGUGGCUCAAUUUACGAAAUUUGGUUCCAUUAGAGAUGAGUCAAUGCAAGAAAAGGAGAAAACAAAUUUACAACGGGAAUACCAAGAGCAACAACUAGAAACCCAACAACAGCAGCACCCAUCGCAAUACCAGCCCCACAUGGUUGCUGUUCUGCCGAGAGAACCAGCCCCGCAAAGGUUAGAACAAGUAACCAGCGUCAUUUUACCAACUAAACAGAGCCCCGUCUUCUCUCGAGUGACUUCUGGAGACAGGGCUGUAAUCACCAGACAGGGAGACUGUCAUGAAUCAGAAAUAACUCCAACCAGCCCCGGAUUUGUCCAACAAGCUGCUAGACAAUGGGAACGAGCGGCAAAGACCAAAAGCAAAAUGCCAGGAACAAUCACGCAAUGCUGA
Ctenocephalides felis (cat flea) is the source of this 624-nucleotide messenger RNA. RefSeq lists its product as uncharacterized. The transcript has 4 exons. The record is from RefSeq and is a predicted model, not a curated record. The coding region runs from base 1 to 624 and encodes 207 amino acids. Lineage: Eukaryota; Metazoa; Arthropoda; Insecta; Siphonaptera; Pulicidae.